UAAGCCGAAAGCUCGCGGCUGAUACGGUUGUGCACUAGCUGAGUGCUCGUCCUCUCUCAAAUCGGAAAGUCUAACUUGGUUUAGAGGAAGAGAAGUCCGACAAAACACAUAAGUUUCUCUUAGAGUCCAGAGAAGUCUCGAGGGUGAAAGCUUGUGAGCUCUAAGUUCUAAUUUUAAUUAGCCAUAGAAGCAUACAAAAAAGCUAGAAAAAAAUAUAGAAAGAAAAUAACAAAAUCAGAAAGAGGAAUUCAACUUCUGUAAAUAUUUAAUAAGUUUAAUAAGUGCAUAUUUUGAUAUUUGAACACAUCCGGAGCGAGAGGUGUUUUUUUUCCUAAUUUUCCAUUCCACACUCAAUCCCCGGAAACUCCGGAAAAGUCUCAUUGAGAAAAAUUCGCCUUAGGGCACCAAACAUAGUACUGGAGCUUUAUAUUUUUGUUGUGGGAUUGGAGGGGUGUAUCAAUUGGGGCUCACCAUGAGUAUUUGGUGUUGGUCUAUUUGGCAAAAAUUGCGUUUUUGCUUAUAGCAUUUUUGCGCUCUGAGUCAAUUUUGUAUAAAUAAAUAAGUGCGAGAUCCCUUGGAAAAAUACAGCGAUAUGUAUGGAAAUGUGUGACUCGGUGUAUUACCUGUAGAAAUUUUUCCCCCCCUGAACAAAAAAACUAAUCCCCAGCUCUCACGGAAAAAGAACCUUCCUAGAUAGGACAAUGAGAUUGGGUAAAAGCAAUGUGAAUACUUUGGAAAGUGGCCCACUUUUUGCCGGCAUCAUGAAUGAUAAAUAUAGAGUCUCAGAGUAAAAAUUUAUCAAUAAAGAGUGUGAGUGUAUAGAGACAUCCUAGAAAAACGGACGGAUCGCAUGGUGCUCCCAACAGCCCACCGGAAGUGCAUAGAGCGGAAAGUGUGGGUGAGGAAUCAUUGCAUGUCAUCGCAGUGAAAGUUUUCACUUUGUGACUUGCAUCUCAAACCACACGGCAUUAAUUAGAAUAUUAAUAGAAUUUUACCUCCCUCAAACGGCUGGAAAACAACAAGUGUGGGUGGAUGUUUUCCAUGUCAUCACCCACCAGCACCAUGAACACGUGAGACAAAGAGGUGGAAGAGUGGAAAAUUCAACAAUUGUGACCGACAUUGUGUCAAAGUGACAAGUGCUUUUUUUUGUCCAUCCAAAGAUGAAAAUUCGAUUGGCUAUUAAUCUUCUUGUUUUAAUCAUUAACAUUGAGGAUAUUAGAGCAAGUUGGGAGGAAUGGUGGACGUAUGAUGGAAUUUCAGGACCAGGCUUUUGGGGACUCAUCAACCCACAGUGGAAUAUGUGCAACAAGGGACGUCGACAGUCACCCAUAAAUGUUGAACCGGACAAACUCCUCUUUGACCCUUACUUGCGACCCCUUCACAUCGACAAGCACAAGGUAUCUGGAACACUGCACAACACAGGUCAAUCACUUGUAUUUCGUGUGGACAAGGACACGAAACAGUAUGUAAAUAUUUCCGGAGGACCUCUGGCGUAUCGUUAUCAAUUUGAGGAGAUUUACAUCCAUUAUGGCACGGAGAACAGUCAAGGAUCUGAGCAUCACAUCCAUGGAUACAGUUUUCCAGGAGAGAUUCAGUUGUAUGGAUUCAACAAGGAAUUGUAUCGCAAUAUGUCAGAGGCACAACAUAAAUCUCAAGGAAUUGUCGGAAUUUCACUGAUGGUCCAAAUUGGUGAUACGCCCAAUCCUGAACUUAGAAUAAUAACAAGUACAUUUAAUAAAGUUUUAUACAAAGGAACUUCCACACCAAUUCGUCACAUUUCCCUGCGAUCUCUUCUGCCGAACACUGAGCAAUUCAUGACGUACGAAGGAUCAACAACGCAUCCUGGCUGCUGGGAGAGCACUGUGUGGAUUAUUCUAAAUAAGCCAAUUUACAUAACAAAGCAAGAGUUAUACGCUCUCAGGCGACUCAUGCAGGGUUCAGAGCACACACCAAAGGCUCCAUUGGGAAAUAAUGCAAGACCACUGCAGCCUCUGCAUCAUCGCACUGUGAGAACCAACAUAGACUUCCAACAUAGUUCUAAGCAGCAGAUUCAAAAUCAAAAUUGUCCUACAAUGCAAAGGGAAAUGUACUACAGAGCAAACAAAUGGACAGCCGAGAUAACACUCCGAGGGCGGGAACGUGGUUUUUCCGAGUCAAUCUUUCACACCCUUCACUAGAACUCAUCCCAAAUGAGGUGGUAUUAGCCUCAAGAGUCAUCGAAGACAUUGAUGGAGUUCAUUAAAUCAAUAAACAACAAUUAAAAGUAAUAAUUUAAGCCGAUGGAAAUAUUAAAACUCCAGAGAUAUUGGCGUGAAAGAGACAAAAUUGAAUAUAUAAAAUAGCUCUUAUUCUUUAUAUACCAUUAAAAGUAGUUUAUAUACCAAUUUAAUGGAGUGGAAAAUGAACACAACUCAAAUGAGAAAAUUAAUCUUUGAACAACUUUAUAAAUAAAAGAUGACGAAGGAGGAUCCACAAGAAGUAAAAACUUGUUAGGAAAAACUAUUAGAGAGAAAAGAAACUACUGAAAAUAAACAGAUAAUGGGUGGACAAUAAAUUUAUUCUCUAUAUUUAUUAAAUUGAAAAGAUGGUGGAAAACUAUCAUAUACUAAAAACAGGCAUAACAUGAAAGUCCUAUUCUCAAAAUUAACCGACAAUUCCUUAGGUAAACUGUCCCUUCAGCAUUUUAUAAGAUAAAAUUUAAUGGAUCAAUAUUUACCACAAUAAAACUUUCUAAAAACAAGAAGACUUUAAGAAUAUUUUUUUGAGAUAUUUAAAUAUUUUUUUUCCUUAAUAAUAAUUCAUAAAAAAAAGAAUCAAACUGAAAAUUUCCGAGAUAAAUAAGAUACGUAAUAGGAAAUUCAAAUAUUCCUCCUUGGUCCACCCACUGAGUUUUCCAUGUGAAACUAAAAUGAAAAUUGUUUGGAUUUAUUGAAAAACACUGUAGGAAAAUAAUAUAAAUUUCCCAGAAGGAUGAAUUUCAUUUCAAAUAAAUACAUCUCUCAAUUUCUCAUUUAUUUUCCCAAGCCCGUAUUGCGAAUAUUGACUAGAGAAAUUCCGAUAUUUGUAAAUAAGGAAAAAAAAUAUCCAAACUAUAUAUAAAUAGUCGAGAAAAAGUGCUUCGAUACAAUAAAAAAGAAAAAAGUCAAAAUAGAAGAAAAAGACAUUUCUGACAUGACAUUAAUCAAUUGAGAGUGAACUAAGAAAAGUCUGUGCUGUAUAAAUAAAUGACACAAUUACCUAAAUAGUAAUUAAAUUUAAAGAAAAAAAAUAAUAAAUAAUGUAUAUGACCCUGUAAAAUGUUAACUAAAGCAGAAGGAACAUGUGAGAAUUUUUGUAGCCAAAAUUAAAAAUCAUUUUUGGGAUAUGUUGAAAAUUUUAAAAUCUAAAAGCUCCACAAAAGAAAUCACAAGGAGCUCCCUUGCAUGAAAGCCCAAAAUAUUGUUUUGCAAAAGAUAUAUUAUGGAAAUUAUGGAAAUAUUGUAAUUUAUAGUUAGUUCUAUUAUUUCUCAGAAGUAAUGAAAAAAAUUAGUGAACAAUGAGAAACAGAGGAAUAAAAUGAAUUUUUGCAGAA
Messenger RNA from Phlebotomus papatasi, 3571 nucleotides. RefSeq names its product carbonic anhydrase-related protein 10 (gene CARPA). Bases 1161 to 2177 code for a protein of 338 amino acids. Gene Ontology annotation, molecular function: carbonate dehydratase activity; zinc ion binding. The transcript is spliced from 11 exons. The record is from RefSeq and is a predicted model, not a curated record. Lineage: Eukaryota; Metazoa; Arthropoda; Insecta; Diptera; Psychodidae.